Podospora pseudocomata is the source of this 204-nucleotide messenger RNA. RefSeq lists its product as uncharacterized. The coding region runs from base 1 to 204 and encodes 67 amino acids. Lineage: Eukaryota; Fungi; Ascomycota; Sordariomycetes; Sordariales; Podosporaceae. The transcript has 3 exons. The record is from RefSeq and is a predicted model, not a curated record.
AUGGACGAGGAGGAAAACGGAGCGGUGGCCUGGCUGACCCUGCAAGAGAUGCACGCCUGUGGUCCUGCACCGGGCCAGGGCAGCACGACAGACGAGAAAAAGAUACAUGCCGGCUCGAGAGCAAUCUACGGUCUCCGGCAUCCUCCCCGCUCACGCUUAAUUCCGAUCCGUCGACCUGAACUUCUUGUGGGACACACCCCAUAG